Molecule: messenger RNA, 1659 nt
Organism: Naegleria lovaniensis
Lineage: Eukaryota; Heterolobosea; Eutetramitea; Acrasida; Naegleriidae
Exons: 2
Coding region: 1-1659 (552 amino acids)
Biological process (GO): DNA replication, synthesis of primer
Cellular component (GO): alpha DNA polymerase:primase complex
Source: RefSeq, a predicted model, not a curated record
AUGGUCCAGUCGUUAAAGUCCAAAAAGCACACAUCAAAGCUUCAUGCAGGACGUAACAAGGGUCACAUUCCCAUCGGGUCGUUAUCUUCAAGUAGUGAUACACCCUAUCAAAAUCACAGCUGGAAGAGCAUGUAUCAUUUACCUCCAACAGGAGAAAUAACAUUGGAGCAAUUUGAAGAGUAUUCGUUUCAACGAUUGAAAUUACUCAAAAUGAUAGACACAUGGAAGGCAAGAAACAUUUCCGGAAAAGCAUUACAAGACAAUAUUAUAGAGGAAUCAAACAAAAUAUUUGAUUUGAGAAUUGCUCAAGAUUUGGAUCAUUGUGAACCUGAUUGGAUUUCUCAUCACAUUCUGAGAUUAGCCUUUGCUAAAAAUGAGCAAUUGAAACAAUGGUUUUUGACCACAGAGUGUGCACUGUUUGAAAGUAGACUCAUGUAUGAUUCUUCACAAGACUCUUAUAUCGACAUUUUACAAAGAAAUGGUAUCAUUGCUGAACGAGUAUCUGUUGAGGAAAAGAGAAAACUAGAAUCACCACUCUCCAAAAUGUUCACAAAAUACUAUUUCCAUUUACAAUAUCAACAAAAGGAAAACACUGAAAAUGAUGGCCCAAUAUUAGUUACACACAAAUCUCACUCAAAUAUGGAAAGAUUUAAUGUCGAAGAUACUUUGGUUUUUAAAGUAGAUUUUGUUUCGGUUUUACAAUUGGUUGGAAAUCGAAGCGUUUAUAUUCAAAAUGGAAAAGCCUAUUUGUUCUUACAUGAUCUCACUUCGUUGAUAAAGCAACACUAUAGAGCUAAUUUAGCUGUAGCACUAGCAAAGAUUCAAUCUCUCUAUCCAGAAUAUUUGAAAGAAGAAGAAAAGGAUAGAUUACUUCCUUUCCUUAGAGAUGUUAUUCCCGCAGCCAGUGAAGGAAAAUCUCUCUUCUCCAAUACAACGUCUUUCAUGAGCACUGGAGAAGUGAAACCAGAACAAAUUGAUGCUUUGAGCAAACAGAGCUUCCCACUUUGUAUGAGAGUAUUGUACAAGGAGCUGAAAGAAAAACACCAUUUGAAGCACUAUGGCAGAAUGCAGUUUGGUCUUUUCCUUAAAGGAAUUGGCCUUAAACUAGAGGACGCUUUACAAUUUUGGAAAGAUCACUUUACUGCAGACAAUACCAUGACCUCGGACUCAUUUGACAAGCAAUAUGCAUAUAAUAUUAGGCACAACUAUGGUAAGGAAGGUAAAAAGACCAACUAUUCUCCAUAUGGAUGCACCAAAAUUAUUAACAACCCUGAAUAUGUAUGCCCUUUUAAAGUUUUCAAACCAGAAGAAUUGAGAAAUGAAAUUCGAUCUUAUGGGGGUGGAUCGUCUUUUGAUGAAAAAGAAGUUCAGGAGGUUGUUGAUCUUGCCAAGGAUCAUCACUAUCAGUUGGCGUGUAGACGAUUCUUUGAGUUGAGUCAUGGAAUUCAGAAGAAGGCAAACAAUAUGCAGCUCAUUGAUAAGGAAGACGAUGGUGUACCAUUUAGUCAUCCUAAUUCUUAUUUCUCCAAAUCAGUUAAAUGGCUGCGAGAGAAGAACUCGGCUCAUAGUGCACAGCCAGCCGCAGCCUCUUCCUCUUCUGACCAAGAACCAGCCACAGCUACUGAUUUAAACGAAACCAACUCAAUGCAAGAUGAAUAG